GCGGGUUGAGGAGCGUUCGGUCUGUCGCUGCUGUUUGCUGUCUGUCCGUCCGUCCGUCAUGCUGCGGCUCCUGCUCCCGCUGGCCGGCUUAGCGGCGCUCCUCCGGGCGGCGAGUAUACCUCAGAGGAGUUUUGGGAUUGAUUAUGACUGCAACUGCUUUGUCAAGGAUGGGAGACCUUUCCGUUACAUCUCUGGUAGUAUUCACUACUCACGGGUGCCCCGGUAUUACUGGAAAGACCGUCUGUUGAAGAUGAAGAUGGCAGGACUUGAUGCCAUUCAAACGUAUGUGCCAUGGAACUACCACGAACCCCAGCUGAGUGUGUAUGAUUUUUCUGGUGACAAAGAUCUAGAGUAUUUCCUGCAGCUUGCUAAUGACACUGGUUUGCUGGUUAUCCUGAGAGCUGGACCUUACAUCUGUGCAGAAUGGGACAUGGGAGGUCUUCCUGCAUGGCUGUUGGAGAAAUCAUCUAUUGUUCUGAGGUCUUCUGAUUCAGAUUACCUGGCAGCAGUAGAGAAAUGGAUGGGUGUCCUCUUGCCAAAGAUGAGGCCUCACCUCUAUCAGAAUGGAGGUCCAAUCAUCAUGGUGCAGGUAGAGAAUGAGUAUGGAAGCUACUUCGCUUGUGACUACGACUAUCUGCGUUCCCUUCUGAAGCUCUUUCGCCAGCAUCUUGGGGAUGAGGUCGUGCUGUUCACAACAGAUGGUGCAAGCCAGUUUCACUUGAAAUGUGGAGCUCUUCAGGGUCUUUACGCAACAGUGGACUUUGCCCCAGGUGGCAAUGUCACAGCAGCAUUCUUAGCUCAGAGGGGCAGUGAACCUACAGGCCCUUUGGUUAAUUCUGAGUUUUAUACUGGAUGGUUGGAUCACUGGGGGCACCGUCAUUCUGUUGUCCCCGCACAAACUAUAGCUAAAACACUUAAUGAAAUCCUGGCACGUGGUGCUAACGUUAACCUGUACAUGUUUAUAGGAGGGACUAACUUUGCCUAUUGGAACGGUGCUAAUAUGCCCUAUAUGCCACAGCCCACUAGUUACGACUAUGAUGCUCCACUGAGUGAAGCGGGGGAUCUGACAGAAAAAUACUUUGCCUUGAGGGAAGUCAUUGGUAUGUAUAAGCAGUUACCAGAAGGUCUUAUCCCUCCAACAACACCCAAAUUUGCAUACGGGAAGGUUCGUUUGCAGAAGGUGGGCACUGUGGUGGAGGUUCUUGACAGCCUGUCACCUGCUGGACCGGUGAAAAGCACUUACCCAUUAACCUUUGUUCAACUAAAGCAGUAUUUUGGGUUUGUACUGUACAGAACUACGCUUCCAAAAAACUGUACGGAGCCAACACAACUGUCUUCACCUUUAAAUGGAGUCCAUGAUCGUGCCUAUGUCUCUGUCGAUGGGGUUCCUCAAGGUGUCCUUGAAAGGGACAAAUCACUUACGAUAAAUAUAACUGGGAAGGCUGGAGCAAAUCUGGACAUCUUGGUAGAGAAUAUGGGCCGAGUCAACUUUGGUAGAUACAAUAAUGACUUUAAGGGUCUAGUUUCAAAUUUAACUCUUGAUCAAGAUACACUUGGCGAAUGGGAAAUCUAUCCUCUAGACAUAGAUGGAGCAGUGAACCAUGACAUUAAUGGCCACCUUGAUCAACCAAAGAGAUCUUUUGGCAAUCCACUGAGUUAUGAAGCACCUACUUUUUACACUGGUAGACUUUUGAUUCCUGGAGGGAUUCCAGACUUGCCUCAAGACACCUAUAUCAAGUUUCCUGGCUGGACAAAGGGGCAGAUUUGGAUCAAUGGCUUUAACCUUGGUCGCUACUGGCCAGCUCGUGGUCCUCAGUUAACCCUUUUUGUUCCAGGGAAUAUACUUGUUUCGUCGAUGCCAAACAACAUAACGGUGUUGGAGCUGGAACAUUCUCCUUGCAGCACCCAAGAGUGCGAGAUAGAAUUUGUAGACACACCUAAUAUCAAUGCAACCACCCAGUAUGAAAACUAUGCCCCCCAACUCUUUGUUAGAGACAUACGGAUGAACCAUCUAUAAUGACUUGAGUAUUUCCUUAUCUUCCCCACACUUUGCUUCCUUUUCCCUCAAAUCGUACUUCCCUUUUUUAAUGACUCAAGUGUUAAUCAGUAAGUUGUUUAGCCGAGGCAACUUCUUAAAUUCUUCAAAGACCCCUUUUUUUUUUUUAAAUCUGCUGGAGUUAAAUACUGAAAUUCUCUUAAAAAAUAAAAGCUGUAGCUUUAGAAUUUGCCUUGGACUGUGAAAUUGAAUUCAACUGGAAGAUGAUGUUUGCAUCGGUCUAGUAAAAAUGUAGUCCUUGUAGGCUGCUUACAUUACAGUAAUAUAUACUUUUUAUAUUAUACUUUUGGGUUUCUACCAUGUUUUGCAACUGGAAAGGAGCCUACAGAAGGGGUGCACACUCCUGCUAGCAUGCAAGUUUUACUCGUGGACUGGUAGAUCAGCGUUGCCAAUAGACACUUUCAUCUGAUUGUAUCACCUGGUUAGUGUCAAUAUUAUUUUAGUCUGAAUGGGCUCACUUCCAGCACUGAGCAGACCUCUUUUUUUCAAAUGCAAGCUCAUCCAAACAGCAGUAACGUGGAGAGGGACCUUGUAGUCUGCAUCUGUUCCAUCUUGGAAAGCCAAUUUACUGCUUUCCUUCUGCUAUCUCUGAAGACUUUAAAUAAAUUGAUAAGUGCAAGGACAUAUGUAAAAUUUAGGCUGUUUUGGUUGGACCGUAGCCUCUGACUAACGUGCCUGCAGAAUGUAGGUUUAUAAUGAGCCAUUUUUCCUUUAAUGGAUCCUUUUUUUUUUUUAAAGGACCUGAAAUACCUAUUUUUCAUAGGCCAGCACCUUGGAAGUAGAAGGCUUUAAUUUAAAGAAUUUUCAUUCUCUUUUCUUCAUCAAUUCACAUCUUCUGUUUUGUUCCAGUAAAUUGAUCUUUGAAAGUGCCUGAUAUUUGCAAAGAUGCACAGUCUCUGUCAGUAAAGCUGACUUUCUACAGCAGACUGAAACUUCUUUUUGAUUCUUAUGGUUUUGAUGUCAAUCAUGUACACUCCUUGGGGAGAUUUAAACAACAAAAGAUUAAGAUUAUGAAAGUACUUGAUUCCAUCAUCUGUGAUUUCUUCAUUUGAUUGUUGUCUGACACUAUUAAAAUGGUUCUUUAAAGUUUAAAUCCUUCCUGUAUGUUUGAGAAGGAAAAAGGGAAGGAGGAAGAGUUAUGAGCACUCACAGUAUUAAGGGAGAAAUGAGGUUGUAAAGUCUCUGUGGACAAGGAGUUAUUCUUGUUGAUGUCUCAUUUGUUUUCUGUUACAAAGAUGUACAAAGCAGCUCUCAUGGGCUGUGUGGACCCUGGAGGUGCCACCCUCUUCUGAGAUGGCCAGUGCAAAAACCUGACUAUUUCUUCUCAACUGAUGAGGACUAAUACUGUCACCAGCAGAGAGAGUGAAAAGGAGCACUACUCGCUUGAGCAGCUACAUCUCUGCUAGGUGUUUGAUGGGUUUUCAAACCAGACACAGGCAGUUCACCUGAGCCAGAGAGCUUCUACUCUUAAAUUCUCACCUCAAAUGCAAAGUCUAAUAGCUGCAGGCUGUGUGUUCAGUACCAGACAUGCUUCAUUCUUGGAAUGAAGUGGUCUGCUCUGACCCCAGAUUUUUAUUUUUUCUGGCACCGUUCCUAUGCAGACCCCAGAGCAUGCUCUGCAAGCAGUUUAUUAUGAAGUAUUAAUUACCUCGGAGCCAGGCCUUGGAAGUAAGGAAUGGAACAUAGUUUCAUACCAGUUGUGUGGUUUGUGGCUUGAGGUGUGUAGAAUGACACUACUAUUUAUGUAUUAUUCCUACAACAGUUCAGUGCUUUAACAGCCAGAAGUAUUUUUAUGUUUCUGGCAGCGAGUACUGUGAGGGGAAUGGCUCUCAUUCUAACUUAAUUUCAUUUUACAUUUUACUUGUGAGAAUGUAGUGUAAUCCAUGAGACUUCACUUUUUGCCAUAACUGUGUAAUAUCACAAAGCAGAAAGACUUUGCAUCAAGGAUUACAAACAUUCAUCUGAUUAGACGUAAGAACAACAUGGGAAGAACAGGCUUAAAGUUUUUCAAGUAGGGCUCUAGAUAGCUUCGUUAACACACCAGCCUAUUUGCUGCUUUCAGUGAAAUAAUCUCUUGCCUACAGAAAGGAACUGAAAGUUGGGGCCCUGAUUCCUAAUCCUGAUCUGCCUACGUGAAAACUCUGCUAGAGGUUGCCAAGCCUUGCGGUAUGUAUUUGAGUAUGCAGAAGGGAGGUCUCAGUGACAAGGGGCCUUUGGAGCCCGGUGCUGCCAAGAAGAGCCUGUUGCCACUUGCUGCUGCUUUACCCAAGGAUGUGUCUGUAGGUGCUGUGGCAGGGUGCAACACACCGGGUCACCGUGCCCACACCGCUGCUGCUCCUACAGGGUGGUGCUCCUGGCUUCCUAGCCUUGGCCAGCAGUCCUCCUGGGACUGAGAAUGUGAUACAAAAUGGGACAGCCUGGCAUUUGCUCCUUUGCAGUCUCGAGCAGGUCAGUUAUUUUAACCUAUCCUCAAAACGUAGUUCUGCAGCCGUGUCCGGGGGUGGAAAUUAAAUCAGAAUGAAACUUUCUGGCUGAGGGCACAUGCAUAGGAGAAAAGGGACUGCGGGGAGGUAGCUGGCUCAACUUGACCCAGUGGUGAAGGCACUGGUGAGUCUAGCUUCAGUUUGGUUUUGAAGGACAUAGUGUGAAAACAUUGUCAGACCCCUGGCAAAUAUCAGUGGUGUAGCUGUGUGGUCUGUUCCAGAUGCUGAAGCUCAGUGGGAUGGUCUGUCUGGUGGAGCCAGUUGCCUCCUGAAGGCAGGGCAAGAAGGAAUGUUCCUAAUGCUAAAAUUGUGGCUCUUCAAAUCUCCCCUGCUGCCAGUCCUUGGGAAUUUGCAAGUGCUUUGCUGACACAGCAGCUGAAUAAUGGGCACGGUAUUCUCUGAUUUCAGCAGACCAGUGCAAACCUGGGAUUUAGUCAGAAUCAGUCUGUAAUAAGUGGAGACUUUACACUGGUCCCAUCUGGAAGGUAGGUGUGAUGUCUGCAGUUCUGUAGGGGAGUGCCAUUUGAAAUCUGCCUGUAAAGUGUAGCUGUAGGGGCUUAGCUUAGCACAGAUAUUUUUUUCCAGCCCUGGAGUGGGAUUUGGAAGCUUAGACUGCAAUCCUGCCUACGCAUGAACGAAGGCCUUUAAAUGUGAUUACUGGGUUAUAUGAGCAAGUAGGUGAACAUGAGCGGGUGAAUAGGGUGAACUAUAUGGUUGAAUUCUUUCUUAACCUAUGUAUGAGACUACCCUUUCCCUUUAUAUAUUCAUAAUACGGCUAUCUUUGUAAGUGUUGAUCAACAUUUUACAGUCCCUGAGUCACAGGGUUGAGACUUGACCUUGUCCGUACCCCUUUAGACUCUCCGUGCCCUUUGUAAUUCUGUGCAGGCAGCUCUCCCUGCCUCUGGGCUCUUCUAUCUCUUUGGGGGCUCCACAGUGCCUAUGGUUUUCUCUUGCAGUUUUUUGAUGAAAUACUCAUAUGUUUGCACAGUUUGAAUGUUUACAGGAGUCUAAGGACAGCAAGCACUAUCCACCUGACAAAUGUCGGGUGUUCAGAAAUGUCAAUUAGAGAAGAAGAAUCCUGUGUUUAACAGUGUGAUCUGAAGGAAGUGAUACUGUAUUUUCCAGGCUGAGAAGGUGACCUGUUAACAAAACCCUAAGUUUGGACUGCGAGGGGAAGGAAUCUACUCUCUUUGGACAGACUUGGUCACUUUGAUAUAAUCAGGUGGCUGAUGACUACUGCAGUCCCCUUGUAUUCUCAUUUUGAAUGUAUUGAAAUCACUGGGGACAACGGCAUCUCUGUAUGUAUAAAAUGGAUAUUCUGACAAUUUCCCUAGGACAUUCUUCCUAGAAAUCAAUACAUACUUGAGCAAAUAGCUCACAGUGCUGACAGAUCUGAACCUGAGCCUCUGACAGAAGUUUGGUUAUUUACUGGUUGUUGUCUCUGUACCAGCAGGAAACUACUUGAGUAUGUUCUUCUGUUAACUGGAUGACUGGGUUUACAGGAAUUUUGAGAGGUGCAGAACAACAUAGAGAAGACUCAGCAAGGAUGUGAAAGAGUGACCAGGUCCUGAAUGACCUGGUCCAGGUGCUGCAGCAGCAUUUUUGGUUUUUUUUUUUUUUUUUUGAAAGAAAUGACUGUGUUGCAAGAAAGCUGUCUUGCAGGCCAGGACUUGAGUGUGGUAGCCAAACUUGAGGUCCUGGCUGGAAGAUAGCAUGAAAAAAGUAACUGGAAACUGCAGAAGAAUGGGAUCUGCUUUGAUGAUUCUCCUUCAAUGAGAAAGCAAAACUGAGCAGGAAGAGAUGACCUUGGGACUUUAUGGAAAGGGCUGAAUGGAAAAAUGUUGGAAAAAAAUGUCACAGGGAUCUUUGUCAUGCUUUUGCCAAAUAAAGUGUAUAUGUUUAAAA
This is a messenger RNA of Tyto alba (common barn owl), 6444 nucleotides long. It is a transcript of the gene GLB1, whose product is annotated as galactosidase beta 1. The transcript has 16 exons. Gene Ontology annotation, biological process: carbohydrate metabolic process. Gene Ontology annotation, molecular function: beta-galactosidase activity. Gene Ontology annotation, cellular component: vacuole. NCBI's taxonomy places the organism in Eukaryota, Metazoa, Chordata, Aves, Strigiformes, Tytonidae. The record is from RefSeq and is a predicted model, not a curated record. Bases 59 to 2017 code for a protein of 652 amino acids.